GAAGACCUACUUAUACUCCAGGAUAAUUGCAGCCAACUACCGAGGUUGGCUUGAUUUCGACGUCACCUCGUCGUUACAGUUUUGGUCGAAGAUGCCAGAGAUGAACUAUGGCUUCAAGAUAGAAGUAGAAGAUUCUUACGAAAGACGUCAUGACCCAAACUUGUUCUUUGUGAAUAUAAACUGUACUGAUGACGAAGGGCUUCAUUCCAUCAAUACUACAGCACUAGAGUCUCCGUUCCCGAAUAUUGAGGAACUUUAUCCAGAUAUGGGGGAGAACGACUCCGCUGUCUUUGAAAAUGAAACAUUUCCCACCCUGGAUCUGCGGACUGUAGAAAUAUCUCUUUCUUCUCAUCAACCAUUGACUCGUACGCUGAGCAAGAGACGAGUUAAAGACGACGAAAUUGGGAACUCCGUAGUUUACCACGACUGUGAUGUGAAUGCAGAAGAAUACACUUUACCAGAAGAUAUCGUUGAGGGAAAGACAAUCAUUUCGUCCACAAGAAUAGGCCACCUUUCUUGUUCGAACACAUGUACCAGACAUGCUGUUAAUGAUGUCCAGCCAGAUGACCUCUGUAACAAGAACAACAAGAUCUGGGUAUGUGUACCAAGUGCGAAGGUGCCUUGGAGUUUCCUGUAUUACAAUGAAGACUACACCAUUCUUUUAGGAACCGUUCCUGACAUUGUGGUGCAAAACUGUACGUGUGUGUGCUCAUAAUUCAAUAUGGAUCUUUCAUCAGACCACUCUUUGGAUAUCAGUAUGGAUCUUUCAUACGAUCGUUGUUUGGAUAUAGCAGCUCUCAUAAUAUCUUUCCUCAUCUCUUCUUUUUCUGAAACUGUAAUUAAAACCUCGAGAACGAAGUAUGGACAGUAAAACUUUGGUUAUAACACGAAUUACAGUCGUGAUGUGGUAGUUUUAGCCACAUGAAACGAGUGACGCUUACUUUAAAAGUAAAUUAUAUUUUAACGUCUUUUUUAUUUCUUCAGGUUUCGAUGUAACGUUUUCUUAAAAUAGGAUAUUUAGAGUUCCUGUUUAAUGUUAGUGAAAUGCUUAAAAGUUAUCGUUUUGUUAUCAUAAUUGUGAAGGAUUUUUAACUGUAUGAGCUUACAACUUUACUCUCAAACAAGAGUACUUAUGCCGGAAUAGAAACCUGUGCAUAGAAUAUAAAUUGAUAGUUGUCAGUAUUUGUUGAAUUCCUUUAUUGGAAAAUAUCUGUAAGUUUAGGUGGGUCGUAACUGUUUUUAUGUAUUUUAUUUUACACGUAACAAAAUAAAAACUACACUUUUAGAAGAA
This is a messenger RNA of Limulus polyphemus (Atlantic horseshoe crab), 1291 nucleotides long. RefSeq lists its product as uncharacterized. Gene Ontology annotation, molecular function: growth factor activity. The transcript has 4 exons. The record is from RefSeq and is a predicted model, not a curated record. Bases 92 to 715 code for a protein of 207 amino acids. Lineage: Eukaryota; Metazoa; Arthropoda; Merostomata; Xiphosura; Limulidae.